Molecule: messenger RNA, 3050 nt
Organism: Poecilia reticulata (guppy)
Lineage: Eukaryota; Metazoa; Chordata; Actinopteri; Cyprinodontiformes; Poeciliidae
Gene: vwc2
Product: von Willebrand factor C domain containing 2
Biological process (GO): negative regulation of BMP signaling pathway
Cellular component (GO): AMPA glutamate receptor complex
Molecular function (GO): protein binding
Source: RefSeq, a predicted model, not a curated record
AUAAAGUGGCAGUGCGAGCUUUGCGGGGACAUCAGUGGCUGUUUGGCAGCGCGGCGCAUCGCUCUGCUUCCCCUCGCUGCGGUGAUUAAAGUUGAGCCGCUGACCCGCGCCUGCCUUUCCUCCCGGGGAAACUGCGCGUUUAACGAGCGUCAGUUUCCAUUUCUCCACUCCAGAUCAUUUGUUGCUGUCCGGGAGCUGAGCUUCAGCCCGGCGCACGGACGGAUCCGGCUGACUUCCAGGAUCACAGAUGGACUGGCUCGCACCUGCGAUGUGAACUGUGUUAUGUGAGCCAAGGUGUUUUCCCACCUUGCCGGUGGUGGGAAGAGAUGCUGCACUCCGUUACCAUGGCAGCGGAAGUUCUCCUUCUUCUGGGGUUCCUGAUGAGCGGCUCCCUGUGCAAUCCCAUAGCGACGCUGCCGGUGAGCCGGGAUCGUCUGGAGAAGGUGCUGACCCAGUCCCGGCAGGACGAACAGCAGGACAAGCAGAGUCCAGAGGAGCCGCUGGAGUACGCCGCUCAGGAAACCAACGCCUUCGGCCCCAACAGGACUGCCCCGGACCUGACCGGGCCUAGCUUUAGCUCCCUGAAAGGUGGCGAAUCCGAGCAGCAGUGGAGUGAACAGGACAGCCUAAACCAAAUAGACGAGGGCCCCACCAGCGACGUGGCCCUCUCUCUGGACGCCAUCGACGAGUACGCCUACCCGGACUACAGAGGGAAAGGCUGCAUGGACGAGAGCGGCUUCGUGUUUGCCAUCGGCGACCAGUUCACCCCGGGCCCCUCGACGUGUCCUUGCCUCUGCACGGACGAGGGCCCUCUGUGCACCAAGCCCGAAUGUCCCAAGGUCCACCCUCGCUGCAUCAAAGUGGACACCAGCCAGUGCUGCCCUCUGUGCAAGGAGAAAAAAAACUACUGCGAGUUUCGGGGCAAGGUCUACGCCUCACUAGAAGAGUUUAAGGUGUCUCCGUGUGAGAAGUGCCGGUGUGAGCCCAGUGGAGAGGUUCUGUGCUCGGUGUCCGCCUGUCCUCAGACUGAGUGCGUGGACCCGGAGUACGAGCCCGACCAGUGCUGCCCCAUCUGCAAGAGCGGGCCCAACUGCUAUGCGGACACAGAGGUGAUACCAGCCGGGCGAGAGGUGAAGAUUGAUGACUGCACAAUCUGCUACUGCACGUAUGAGGAGGGCACGUGGCAGAUCGAGCGGCAGGCCACCUGCAGUAAAAACGAGUGCUAACAAAGCUAAAGACUGGCACAGGUGAGGAGGGGCGGAGGAGGCAACGCCCUCGCCGAACCACAUGCACACUCUCGGACUCUCACCCAGUCCACUGAUGAUCAGGGUCGGACAGCGGCGCUCCAACAAUUCAGCAUUUCUACAGCAGUCACUCCCCAACGACUGAAAAUGCUUUUAUGAAAGUUUCUAAUCUUCACACAGAUUAUCUAUUUAUCUAUGUAUUAAAUUAUUUCUGAAUAUAUUCAAAAUAUAAGGUCAUGCUGAACUAGUGAGAAGAUAUUUUUUAUAGUUUCUGGAUUUUAAUAAGCAAUGUACUGGACCAGAGGUCAACAACAACAAAAGAAUGUACAGAACACACACUCACACACACACAGCUGUCUCUGGAGGUGAAAAACCUCAAUGUCUGAACAUGUGGUGUCGUCAUGACCUGACCCAACACCAGUCCGGUGCUCGUAACGGCGCCUGACCCAAUCUGUCCUGAAAACAGUCCAGAACUUACCCAAAACCAGCCCGACGUCCAUUCCAACACCAGUCCUCAUCACUGACCAGUCCUGAUCUUUCCCUACCGUAACCCUGACAACCAGGCCCAUCUUCAGUCCUAACUGGUUGAAGUUGGGCCUGUCAGCAGCAGAAGGCCCGAACCCGUCCAACACCACUCUUCACACAAUGUUGACAAAUGUCCCAACUUGGGUCCUGACUGCGCCGACCACUAGUCCCAGCAGAAGCACCAACACCAGACCAAACACCAGCCUCUACAUCCUUACAAUACUAAUCUUCAGACCAGUCCCAACAUUGGUCCCAAGACCAGUAACAACACCUGGAACCCAUCCAACUCCUCUCCUGACACCAGUCUUGACACAUGGCCCAACUUCAGGUCUGACCCGUCCCAGCAGAACUCCCUCCUUCCAGUCUUGACACCACUUCAGACACCAAUCCCUCUACCACCAAAGUGCAGAGCAGACCAUCUUUCUAUAACCAAAGGUGGCCAAAUGGUUGCUGUGUAAGACGACCAAGUUCAAAGUCAAUACUGAGAACUGCUAAAGUAUUCACACCCCCGAACAGUCCCACAUUUUCCCACCUCAGUGUUUUUACUGGAAUUUUAAGUGAUAGACUAAAACAAAGUCAUUCAUAAUAGGAACUCUGCAUUUGUAUUUAACCCCCAUUUCCUCUGUGACCCCCAAAUAAAUCCAGUACCACCAACCUAUAAAAGUCACUGGAUCAGAGAAGAAAGUCCACCUGUGUGCAUUUCUGUUUUAAAAUGGUCUAAUCAAAGUCCAGACCUUAACCAAUUGAAAGAAAAAUGCUUUCUGACCAAUUUACCAAGAACAAUUAUGUCAGAAAUCCAGUGUAGGUGUGUAAAUGUAGGGAGGAAGCUCAGAGUGGUGAGCUGUCUCACCUGUCAGUGUUUUGGACUGAGUACACAUGCCGUGUUUCAUUUUCCUCCCACUCUACCACCAUGUACUAUUUUGUUUUGCUUUCUUGGUCCAUCACAAAAAUUCGAGUAAACACAUUGAAGUUUGUAACAUAAAAAACGUGAAACGAAAAUCAAAGGUGUGAAUACUUUGGCGAAGCAGCGCUGCAGUGAACCGAAACCAGAGGGUAAUUCAAAGGGACUCGACUGUUUCUGCUUUUCUUUCAUCUUUUCUGGAUGUUCAAAUGUGCUUUGAUUUGAAAGUGCUUUUUUGUAUUUCUCUUCGUAUUGGUGUUCAUGUUUGAAACAAAUGCCAAUCUGUGCUCUGUAAAUGCUCAAAUAGUAACUUUUUAUAGUCCAUGUCGGUGGUGUUUUGUAUUGACGGUCUUACAAAUGAAUAAAAAUGUUCCUGCUUU